AUGGAUUAUGUAUCUCAAGGUAUAACUGGAUCACAGGAAAAGUGGACAGAUUGUUUGAAGAAUGUAGCUCGAUUUGUGAAAGUAGAAAAUGGGCAUUUAACUGUGAAGUUUGAUGAGAUUGGUGUAUUAUCAUUUGGUCACAAAGUAUCUGGUGUUCUGGCUACAAGUGGAUUUCAAAAUUUUAGCCUUCAAACCCUUGUCACUUUUUGUUCUGGGUUAACAGAAGUAUUCCAAAACCUAUGGCAACCACCAACCACUUUAAGUGGGGGAGACUAUGAAAUUUUGGCACGAGUGCUCCUUGGUUUUCAAUCAGUGGUAAUCUUUGGUGUGAAGGCAAUAACCCCAUCAAUCAAACAGGCUGUUGUUUACACACCGUUUUACAUUGAAAAGGCUUUGGAGGAUGGUAGAAAAAUCGGGCUUCCUGUGACCUUAGAGCACAUAUCUGAUGCCACAAUGGAGACAGCACACAAGCGCCCCAAAGAAGGCAACUUUUUAUUCAGUGGUGGACGGGAUGUCCCAGCUGAUGUUAUUGAGUACCAGACAUGUGUUCUCACUCAACUUUUCCAAAACGAGAUCUAUAACAUCUGGGACAAAGGCAAUCAGAUUAAAAAGAAGCGAUCAAAACUAGCCCAUUCCGAAGCAGAGCCUCAAGAAGUUAAAAGAAGAAGAGUUGUGGUAAAAAAUUGCUAAUAGACUUAUGAAGUGCUGACAUCUAUAUUGUCCCAAAUGUUGGGAAAUUUAUCUAUUAUGCAAAAAUUUUGUGAUGUAAGCACUUCAAAGGUCUAUUUACCCAAUGGUAUUUAACCCAUUGAGCCACCAUGCCCCCCUGUGCGCCUUACUUAUUUUUUUUUACUUGUCUAACGCCAGACGAUUUUACUCGUCAACGGGAAGCUCUGCAGCUUAAUGGGUUAAAUACUUCCCAAGCUAUUAACACUUGCUAAUUAGCCCAGAACUAUAACAAAAAGGGCCCAACACUGCAUUUUACUUUACCAUCAAAAUUGUCUGCUAUGAUUAUACCUAGAGAAUAUAAUAAUUUUCCUAUACUCUUAAUUCCAGCUACAACAAAAGUUCUAAAAUAUUCAGCAAUACAACAUAACCAUUUCCACUAUCCACAGUUGGUAGGGUCAUCAGCGUCACAAGUUAAGUCUAAGGAAAAAUAAAGACAAAAUAUACUGUUUAGUUAUAUAAUAUUAAUAAACAUUUAUUUGGAGCCAAACAAUGGGGUGUAGAAUUCAGGUGCAAGCUAGUGUGGGACCAAUAUGGCAUAUGGUCUAAGUCACAAUGUAACCUACUAGGCCCUACUAUAUUCAUCUACUCUGUCAAACUCCAAACCAUUUUUAUUUAUUUAUGGCAAUCAUUCAUGCCCUUUCAUGCCUAAUACAUGCAUAAUCAAUGUCUUUCUCUAGCCUAGUAAUUACUCUGUGCCAUCUAUGGAAUACUAGACAAAUCUACCAAUUUAAUUUUCACAAUUAACUUUAUUCAUUUGUAUAGUUACCUUUUGAUACCAAUGAAGGAAGUUGUGAGCUGGAUGAAGUUAACCCUGAAUUCGAAUCAUCUCAAUCAGUAGAAGCACAUUCAGAGGUAAGAUGCACCAUUGGAAAGGUCUUUUUUUAACAAUUCCAGUAGUUUAUGAACAUUAGAAAGCAUUUAAACUUGUCAUAUUCACACCAACUGUCAUUUAUAUAGCUUUUCACCACCUGUAUGGAUGAAAUCCUAGACGAAAAUACAUCACAGGACGAAAUCAGUAGCUAUCAUCAUGGUUAA
Molecule: messenger RNA, 1764 nt
Organism: Paramuricea clavata
Lineage: Eukaryota; Metazoa; Cnidaria; Anthozoa; Malacalcyonacea; Plexauridae
Source: the annotation of a GenBank genome assembly